AGGCAGCGAUACUCGUUAGUCUGCGUUAGCUGAUCACAUCGGCAACAUGAUCCGCUACACCGCUGCAAUUCAAUCGCGUAUUUAUUGCAGUCAUAAUAAGUGUUGUUCAAAUGCGUAUUUUUAACCUUAGUGCCUGCAGUUAUAUUGCAAUAUUGAACUAACACGUGUUGCAAUUUUUCGGUUUGAAUUAAAAAAAAAAAAUCACAAAUCCGAAAGUCCAUUACAAAAAAUAUCAUUAUUUACCGAAUAGUUUCCCAGAAGAUAAAACUUUAAAAAGUUUAUUUAGUCAACUUUUUUAAACUCGUUUUAUUACAGUUCAAGGGUUUUAUAAUAUCGUUUUUAUUUCCGAAACGUUCCGCUCAAAAACACAAAAAAUUCAAACAGAACUGCGAUGGGUGACAGGAACGGUUCAAAAUUCGGUUCGGAACUGCAUCACAAUCAGGAUGACGCCCGAGUGCAGUUCACGGACAGUAACAGUGCAGCAGGUGUCAGUGGCGGCGACGCUUUGGCAUCCGCAAGCUGUUGCGACAACCGACUGCCAGCCACCGCGGCCAACCUCGUGGCCGCUAUCCUGGCAGUGGUCAUCGCGUGGACGCUGUUGUACGUGAACAUUUCGCCUGAGCUGAUGGCCAUGCCUGGUGGUAGUCUAGCGUCCAUAUUCGUGCUGUACGUGACAGGCACGGUGGCCGGGUGGCUCAUCACCAAAGUCGGUGGUCUGCCUCCACUACUUGGCAUGAUGUUGGCCGGUAUCGCUCUCCAGAAUUCCGGUCUAUACAACGUUACCGGUUGGUGUUUCCAUUUGGUGUCCACAAUGAGAGAAGCCGCACUCACUGUCAUAUUGAUCAAAGGUGGCCUGGAGUUGAACGCCGGCCAGUUGCGCCGGCUCAGCGGUGUAGUGGCCAGGCUCACGGUGUUGCCAUGCGUGGCCGAAGCUGUGGCCGCGGGUGUGGCAGCCCAUUUUAUUUUACCCGAUUUCUCGUUGGUUUGGGGCCUGACGCUUGGAUUUACCUUAUCAGCCGUCAGUCCGGCAGUAUUAGUUCCUAGUCUGUUCCGACUAAAACGCGUAGGGUACGGUGAAGUAAAAGGUAUUAACACGCUGUUGAUUGCUGCUUCAAGUUUGGACGACGCUGUAUCCAUCAGCGCUUUUGGUAUUUUAUUAGGAGUCCUAUUCUCAAACGGUAGCUUGACCAGUAAGAUAAUACAAGGACCAAUCGACGUGGCAAUUGGAACCAUGGUGGGACUUAUAUGGGGUUGCAUUUUGAUUUUUGUGCCUCCAUCACCAUGGGCCAUGAUAUAUAAUACACGAGAAAAGAAAGUUCAAAAUACAACAAAAUCUGAAAUAGAAAAUUCCAUUACGGCAAAAAGGUCAUUUCUACUGGGCGCGGGAGGGUUCUUGGCUGUGACCGGAAGUCAGUGGUGUGGAUAUCCGGGAGCAGGACCUCUGGCAUGCAUCAUAUCAGCUUUCGUCGCGGCGACUGGUUGGAGGAAACGGACAGCGGAACAUAGACGCAACAACCCAGUGAUCUCGGAUGACAGAGUGAACCGAGAAGAUGUCGAGGAAAUCGAGGAGGACGGUGAGCUUGCAGUCGUACAGGUGUUCGAACACGCUUGGACAUGUCUGCAGCCUGUGCUGUUCGCGUUCAUAGGCACCGACCUCAAGUUUGAACUGCUGAAACGUGGUGACAUGAUCUUCCUCGGACUAAUCGUACUCGGGUUCGGACUUGUGAUUCGUUUAAUGGUCACCACUUGUUCAGUGGUCGGUUCAGGAUUCAGUCGAAAAGAAAUACUAUUCAUUAAUAUCGCAUGGCUUCCAAAAGCUACAGUACAGGCUGCUUUAGCACCGGUGGCUUUGGACAUCGCAAGGAAUUUGGGUACAGCAGAAGACGUAGAGUGUGCAACUAGACUGGUAACAAUAGCUGUGAUUUCUAUUUUGCUGACGGCGCCCGUAGGCGCAUUUGGCAUACAGUUAUUUGGUCCUAGACUGUUGCCCAGAAACAGUUAA
Myzus persicae (green peach aphid) is the source of this 2002-nucleotide messenger RNA. RefSeq names its product sodium/hydrogen exchanger 9B2-like. Gene Ontology annotation, molecular function: antiporter activity. Gene Ontology annotation, cellular component: membrane. The transcript is spliced from 9 exons. NCBI's taxonomy places the organism in Eukaryota, Metazoa, Arthropoda, Insecta, Hemiptera, Aphididae. The coding region runs from base 392 to 2002 and encodes 536 amino acids. Gene Ontology annotation, biological process: proton transmembrane transport. The record is from RefSeq and is a predicted model, not a curated record.